CACUGUUCAGUCACACGUUGAACGUGCGCGACGUCGGACGUCACGUUGCUCGCACGAAAAAAUUCGUUGUAUUAUGUAAAAUUUCACUUAACCUCCAAGGGGUUUAUAAAUUACGAUAAAGUGCAUUUCUGGUCAAAUCCACGCUAUUAUUAUUUCAUAUUUAUAGUUCGGAUGAUGUAAAGUUCGAUUGUUGCGUGUGGUCAGUUACAAGCAGGGACCCUUCGAAGUGUUUCAGUGUUCUGUUUUGGUGUUUGUCGAACGUAUGAGUGUUAACAAUUGGACUGGUAAUGUGAACUCAAGUGUCGAGAUGGAAACUAUGAUAAAUGUUUGGACUGUGGUGGAGCAUGUGAGGGUGACCAGCAGUGCUGCGGAGCUGGCGAUUUUCACAGCUAUACUCUAUUGGUUCUUUACUUCGAGCCGGGUAGCAGACAUGCUAGAAGUGGUGGGCGAGAGGGUGGGGGGGUGGUGCGGUCGCGAUACGACGUCUCUGCGGCAGGCGGUGCGCACGCGCAAGCGGCAACACGCCGAUGUGUAUGCUAAGCUUGAUGCUGAAGUUACUACAAGAACAUCAUCGCUUUAUCGCAUGAAGGAUGGACCCAUAGUGCCACCCCCGCAACCUCAGACGAGACCCACAGCGGGUCUGGCGUGCGCGAGAUGUGCCCCGUUAUCAAGGGAGUCAUGGCAAGAUGCGAAAUCGCCCGACGCGGGCGCAGUGAUCAAUAUCCUGGAUAUCGGCAGGCAGACCUUCGCAAACGGCGGUGUCGUGUCGCGCUACCUGUGCGACCUGGCGCAGUGCUUGAAUCUCGUCAAAUACGACUACAAGGACGUGGUGCCUAGCGUGGCUAAAGACGAGCGUUUCCAACGCGCGAUAGAAGAGAAGACUAAAGAGGAGUUGAAGAAGGCACAAGGAGAGGAGAGAGGUAAAGACGCGGAGUCACGGUACAUGUCGGUGAGGAAACGGGUCGAGGCUAAAGCCAUGAAGGUCCUCAUCGACAUCAGCUCGGCGAUGUCUAAUAAUGUGCUGAGGCUGGUCGCGUGGGUGUGCCACAAGGCGGUGCGGCGCGUGGCGGGCGGCGGGUGCGGCACGCGCGCCGCCAGCGCCGAGCGGCUGCGGCGCGCCAACGCGGCCGGCCUGCCGCUCGUGUUCGUGCCGCUGCACCGCUCGCACUUCGACUACAUACUGGUCACCUUCACGCUCUACCUCACCGGCCUGCGCCCGCCGCUCGUGGCCGCCGGCGACAACAUGCGCAUUCCGUUCUUCGGUUGGUUCCUGCGCGGAUGCGGAGCGUUCUACAUCAGGCGACGCGUGGACGGCUCGGAGUAUCACGAAGAUCCUGUGUAUAAAUCUGCUCUAAGGGCAUAUAUUUUAAACAGCCUUGCAGCUAAUAACAACUUGGAGUUCUUUAUCGAAGGCGGUCGGACUAGAACGGGCAAACCGCAGCCGCCUAAAGCGGGUAUCCUAUCGGUGAUAUUAGAGGCAUACCUGGACGGCACGAUAGACGACGCGCUCUUAGUGCCGGUGACGCUGAACUACGACAAGUUGGUCGACGGUAACUUCGUGAGGGAGCAAUUGGGGAUGCCGAAGCAAAUGGAGACGUUCUGGUCGGCGCUGAGGGGCAUUUGGAGGACUUUGAACACUAACCACGGCAGCAUAAGGGUGGAUUUCAAUCAACCUAUAUCGUUGAAGGAACUGGUAACAUCGUUCCAAAGGUACAUCCACCUGAAAGCGCCCCCCGAGAGGCCCCUUUCCCCGCCCAGCGAUGACCUGAACGAAGACCUGGACCGCCGCAUCCUGUACAACCACAGUCACAGUAGUUUCUACGGCGCGCACGUGAGCGCCGACCACAAGAUGAUGGUCGAGGCUAUUGGGCGCCAUCUUGUCUAUGACGCGUCGCAAUCGACGGCGCUGAUGUGCACGAACGUGGUGGCGUACGUGCUGCUGGCGGAGCAGCGCGGCGGCUGCUCGCUGCGCCAGCUCGAGCGCGGCGCGGAGGCGCGCGCGCGGCGCCUGCUCGCCGACGGCCGCGACCUCGGCUACGCCGGCGACACCGCCGCCGUCGUGCGCCACGCGCUGGACAUGUUGGGCCGCGGCGUGGUGCGGCGGUGGGGCGGGCGGGUGCGCGCGCAAGCCGGCGUCGCGGCCGCGCUCGAGCUCAGCUACUACGCGAACGCGGUGGUCGCGCACUACGCCGCGCCGGCUAUAAUAGCGACAGCGCUGGAGAGCAUCCUGUGUGAGCCGGGCGCGGACCAGGAGCAGGUGCGGCACGGCGAUCUGAUGGAGCGCGCGCUGCAGCUGUGCGCCGUGCUCGGGCACGAGUUCGUGCUGUGCGCGCCGUGCCAGCGCCUGCGCGAGCGCCUGCUGGACGACAUCGCGCGCUCCGACCUGCUGCAGCCCGUGCAGAAUCAAAAUAUAAUAGAAGAGCAAAGGUGGUCACAGCGCUUCGCCAGGAGCUUAGAAGAUGACGAAGAGGAACAGCCCGAUCCCACUAGGAACAUGAAGUAUAGGAUUAAUAAGAAACCGGAAGCGAUUGCUGAGAGGCGAAGAUUAGUGCUAACACUGAGGCCGCUAAUCGAAGCGUACUCGGCCACCUGCAAAUGUCUCAAAACCGCAUCGCAAAAGGAAAUAGUCACCGACACGCUGGACAGGCUUACCGAGGAGUUCACACAGAAUAGAAUGUUAUAUGGCGAAGCGGUAUCAACGGACGCUAUCCGCAAUUGCCUGCGGCUGCUCCGCCAGUGGGGGGUGAUAGACAUGCACACAGACAACAAAAUUAGGAAAAUAAGACUAGUCCCGCCCUACGACAACGAACGCAGCUUGCAAGAAGUGUGUAACAACAUACACAUAUUUAAUAUGGACUCGCCCCUGUUGGAGAAAAAGUGAAACCAUAUACCGCAGUGCCGUGAAGUGACUGUUGUUUUAAAUACUCCGUUUUAAACGGCACUUGUGUUUAUGUGUAUUUUGUAAAAACCUAGUGUACGACUGUAUAGUUUUCUCAAACAAUAGAUAAUUUUUUUUUUUGUAAAGCAUAUCAUGCAAAAUGACGGUGUAGGUGCGCCUUAAGUUACACUUAAAAUCGAGUGCCGUUUAAGAAUUCGGUUGUAAGAGACCAAAAAUAAUUUUAGCUAGUGUUUAAAUCGUUCACGCCCCGUGGGAGAGGUUUUGUUAUGCUAUGAGAAUGAUUUCUGUUGGCCGGAAGCAUAUUUCCACGAAAAAUACGUUUAAUUUGACAUUUUUCACAUGCAUCGACGAAGCAAAAAUAGUUUCACAGAUAUUAUGUGCCGUAGAUGAGGUGAGUUUUUGAGAAUAUAGUUUUUUUGUAUAACGGCUGGUUUGUAAGAGAGAAGUAAAUGGAUAUUGUUGUUUGUGCGUUUGUUUGUGUUUAUUGAUAUUUACCUUGGAGUAGCUAAUUUUUGUUUUUUUUUUUUUUUGUAUAUCGACUUUUUAAGGCCACUGUAGAACCGUAAGCUUGACAAGUAUGUGUGAAUAUUAAUUAGUUCUAUCUUAUUUUCAGUCUUGUCCAAAAUUAACUCAACAAGGAAUAGAAAAUAUUCCAUGAACUUCAAUCGAUUUUGAUGCUAAUAAUCGUUCAUGCAUGCUUGUCAAACUUACAGCAACAUGUGUAGUUUAUAGUUAUUUCGCUGUAUUUUUUUGUUACUAUAGUUAUGGUUAUAUGGAUAUAGAGUACAUAAUACACAAUAAACUAUAUCAUGUGAUCUAUGUUGACGCUAUCUGGCUGUGAAGGAUGUGUGAAAGGGACAGAGCGAUGCUGAUGUCAGUAAAUCUGAAAGAGAGGUCUGCGUAUAGUCGAACAAUGGUUAUCGAUUCUAGUUUUAAGUUCUCUACCGGUCAAAAUUAAUUAGUAGGCAGUUUCAAACUGCGGUCGUUAUAACAAAUUGAAAUGUUCAAACGGGAAAGUACAAUUUUGUACAAACUUGAACAUAGAUGGCGCUGUAAUAAUUUGUUACAUAAAUAAAUAAAAAUUUUGAUAGUGUCAAAGGUUUUGUGCUUAUAUUAAUAAAACAAAUUUAAAAAAGAAACAUUGUAUAAGUGGGAGAGAAAAUAUAUAUUUUUUAAUAUUGACACGCAUUUAUUAUUCGUUUUAUUGCUUGAUGAAAAAUUCUAACGCCAACAUAACAUUGUAUUAUAUCUGCUUGCUUGAUUUCGUACCAUUUUGUUUGAUGGCUGUGAGAAAAGUGUAAAUAUUUGAUGAUUAAUACUUGCAUAUGCUAAAUUAACCAAACAUGUCACAGGUGAAAAGUUUUUUUAUACGUCAAUAUGUCAGAAUAACAUAGUGUAAAGUUAUUCAAUAUCUAUUUUAAUUAAUUUUAUGAUUAUAUAUGCGGGUUAUAUGGGUUAGACGUGACGAAAAUUGAGCAUUAUAUCCGAUAAGCAAUCAUACUGAUAGGGGAGUUUUUAUAAAUAAAUAUUUGUCUCAAUCCCAAUGUUGAUUUAUACUCUUUGAAAUUGUAAACAUAUCAACAUAUUUUCUUUUCUUUGUGACAACUUCCGAUCCACCGAGGACUCUGGAUUCUGUUAACAUUUUAAAAUUGACAUAAAUUCAAGGCUUAUGGUUAUUUUUAUAUAUAUUUGUUUUAUUAUUAUUACAAUUUUAUUCGGUCCUUCAAUUUUAUUCUCUCUUCGUAUUUUACCUGGUGGUGAAGUGUCAUCUGUAAUAUUAUUAGUAAUAUUACAGAUGGUAGUUCACCGUGUAUAUUCACUAUGAUAUACACGGUGAUACACUGAACUCCGGUAUAAACUAAACACGAUUUAAUUUAUUGUUAGAUUUGGAUGACAAUGGCUUUCAUCAAAUGUGCUUUGGCGUGUAUUGUAUUUGGUGCGUUUUGCUUGUCCAUUCUUCGUCAAAAUUUAAUUACGUUUUACGUUUUCAGGUCUUAUCAUAUUACUUUUAUAUAUUUCAAGACUGGCACGACCUUUCAAUAAACUGAAUUGUUCUGAAUAGAUAUACUUUUUAUUUAUUCAAAUUAUUUUUGCUCGCUGCGUAAGACUUCUCUGGGGUUGAUGUUUAUUUCGUAACGAAACAAUGUUUGUUAAGAAAAUAGUUUUGGAAGCAAUGACAAUUACAGUCGGUAAAGACGAUUGUUGGAGAAAUCUUUUAUAAGACAUUUUAAGUUGUACUAAUGUUAUGGUGUGUUUGGGCCCUUAUAUCGCCUAAAGGUAAUUUCAAUAGAUAUUAUGUAACAUAGAAAGCUAUUUAUGUAUAUAGAUAUUUUAUAUACGAGGGAAGAUGUGGACUGUGUAAGAACAAAUACUGAAAUAAAUACUUUAUAUAUAU
This is a messenger RNA of Zerene cesonia (dogface butterfly), 5294 nucleotides long. It is a transcript of the gene mino, whose product is annotated as glycerol-3-phosphate acyltransferase 1, mitochondrial. Gene Ontology annotation, cellular component: mitochondrial membrane. The transcript is spliced from 17 exons. Lineage: Eukaryota; Metazoa; Arthropoda; Insecta; Lepidoptera; Pieridae. The record is from RefSeq and is a predicted model, not a curated record. The coding region runs from base 263 to 2881 and encodes 872 amino acids.